Anopheles funestus (African malaria mosquito) is the source of this 2208-nucleotide messenger RNA. RefSeq lists its product as uncharacterized. The transcript has 3 exons. Gene Ontology annotation, cellular component: cytoplasm. The record is from RefSeq and is a predicted model, not a curated record. NCBI's taxonomy places the organism in Eukaryota, Metazoa, Arthropoda, Insecta, Diptera, Culicidae. The coding region runs from base 807 to 2201 and encodes 464 amino acids. Gene Ontology annotation, molecular function: N-acetyltransferase activity; acetyl-CoA binding. Gene Ontology annotation, biological process: protein acetylation.
UUUUCCCGAUGAUUGUAAAUCACCUUCUCAAAUGCUGGACACAAGUUUACGAGCAGAUGGGAGUUAAUUUUAGAUCGUUGUGUUAAACUGCACAUGUUUAAACAGCUGAUCGCCGUGACCAAUGGUAUCGAAGCAGUUGGGCACCGUUUUCUAGGUCGUGUUUAUUUACAUUAGUAUCUUUCAAAACAAUAAAUCGCCGUUCGACGCAACAGAUCGGUAACACGAGUGUAGGUCAAUAAUUAGUCUCGUCGAUGCCGAGACCCGAUAUGUUCGAGCAUGUCAACACGCAAAACCCUCCAUUAAUUUGUACUGUCGUCGUGGACAGACGCCACUCGUUGGCAACGGUUCAAUACGCAGAAAAGUAAUUUAAAAGCUUUCCUUCCCCUGCCAUGUGACCCAUCUGCCCGCUGCGUAACAAAAUAAACGGUCUGCAAUGUCUGGCUGUUGACAUGGCCAAGGACUUUAAUCGAAGCAGAAAUAUGUACGCAUACAUGAAGUACGUAAAGCUCAUGCAUUUCAAACAUUCUGAACAAAAUGCGCGUAAGACGUCGUUAUACUCUGCAUGACUACGACUACGAUGCAUCAGCUGCUAAGUCGGCUCUGAUGCAAUAAUGCUUUCUUAACAACAUUGCACAUGACUUUCGGUAUCUGUUGGCUACUGUCCAAACAGCAAUCUGUACAGCAGGGUGCACCUGCUCUGUGUGGGUAUUUUUUUUGUUUAACCAGCUUCCUGGUGAUGGGUUAAGCAUCAUUUUCUACCAGCUGAUCGAUCAGUCGAUCUACGUCUGACUUACGAUCAGCACAUCAUGCUGUAUCAGCGGAAACGUACGCGUAAAGCCAUAAACUCUGCAGCGGCCAGCCGACGGUGUAAACAGCGGAAGUCUCAUUAUAGAAUUGAUUUCGAACACUACGACAACCACUUCUUUGUGCUUCCCAUUCACAACAAGAACAAAUGGUAUCGCGGAUGCAACAGACAGAUCAACCAGGAAUGGAAGCGAAUCCGUAACGAGAAGCUGAAAACGCUCGAGCGCAGUACGGAGAUGCCGUCCAGUCUAAUCAUUGCCAGUGCUCAGAACGAUCGCGUGCAGGUGAUAGCGCUGUGUUCCAUCUCUAAAAUUCCAUCCUGCGCCAGACGCUGCCUGCUCGAGGUGAUAGUGACGCAGGAGUAUCUGUACUACCUUAACAUCGAGCACAUCUUUGUGGCGCUACGCGAUCAGAACGUGUUUCGAUCGAAGUUUCGGUUCAGCUUCACGCGAACGUUAGCGUACGGUGAGAUACUGGAACGGACCGAGCGUAAGGGUGUGUCCAAAUUUAUGCUCUCGAACGAACCACAACAGUGGGUGGUAAAGCAGUACGAAUCAUCGGAGGAAGAGUUGUACGCUCAGCGACAAAAUUGUUACUACUACUAUUACUACAACGAGGAGGAAGAUGACGACACGUACCAGGAUUAUUACAGCUGUAAAAAGCGAAUUGCUUAUGAUGGCCCACCUCCACCGACUUCGAAUGAACCGUACUUUGUGGUACCGAUUCAUCGGCAUCCGGAGCUGAAGGAGCAGUGCGUCCGAUUGAUCAACACCGAGUGGCCCCGCUCGAGAAUGGCUCGAUUUUGGAGCUUCGAAACAUCCACCGAUACACUUCCGAUCACGUUCGUACUGACGCAGCUAAUCGACGAAACGACGACCGUCCUCGGUCACGCGAAAGUUUCGCCAGUACCGGCAGACGACACCUCGGCUUAUGUGGAAUCGGUCGUAGUGGAUUAUCGCUAUCGGGGCCGAGGAAUUGGCACCUACCUGAUGGAAGAGAUUGAAAAGUACUGCAAGGUAGUGAUGAACAUUAACCACAUGUACAUUGCCACUGAUGGGCAGGAGGUGUUUUAUGCCAAACUGGGCUACAUCUUCUGCAAGGCGAUUAACAUUUUCGGUACCCGGUCGACGCGGAACACCGUCAGCAAGAAGCACUGGAUGCGGAAGGUUCUCUCCGACUGGGAACCAUACCCGAUGGGCUACGGAGACGAGAUACCGAGCGAUCCGGUUGGAACCGUAGUGGAAGUAGACGUUGGCCCACCGCAGAAGAAGCUGGGCGUCGAUGAGCUCAUCUGGAACAUUCGCAACAUCGUGUACAAUCAGACCAACAUGGUGUUCCGAAAAAGCAAGGGCGAUGAAAUAAUGUACGAUUUAUUGCUUAAAAUGCAUGCUAUUUAAAACAAAA